AUUGUCCUAUUGUUAAACACAUUUUUAUAUUUCGUCAUAUGGGAUCUGAUGUUCUUUUGGUUUUAACUCAAGAUCUUUGGUGGUAUGAUAAAAUUAAAAAGCAAUGUCCUUAUUGUCCACUUCAAAUUGUUAAUGGAUUUACUCUUUAUACUUUACUUCAUACUACAGAAAAUUAUUUAUUAAGUUCAACAGUUAGUUUUAAAUAUGUAUUCAAUUAUCAUGAAGGAGAUAUUUAUGAUUGUAUGACAGAUAUUGGAUGA
This is a messenger RNA of Diversispora eburnea, 260 nucleotides long. Lineage: Eukaryota; Fungi; Glomeromycota; Glomeromycetes; Diversisporales; Diversisporaceae. The record is from the annotation of a GenBank genome assembly.